Messenger RNA from Lolium rigidum, 3272 nucleotides. RefSeq lists its product as uncharacterized. Lineage: Eukaryota; Viridiplantae; Streptophyta; Magnoliopsida; Poales; Poaceae. Bases 378 to 3272 code for a protein of 964 amino acids. The transcript has 4 exons. The record is from RefSeq and is a predicted model, not a curated record. Gene Ontology annotation, molecular function: ADP binding.
CAGUGUAUUCUCAGUUCCUUCAGCUUCAUUCGGUCAUGCCAGCAAAAUGACGGACUGCAGACGUAGGCUUUUAUUUCUUAAUUUUAUAUUGAUAUUUUGUGGGGUAUGUAUGUAUGAUGUGAAGUUGGUGGAGAGCUAAACAAGAGCCAAUCACCUCUAGUUUGAUCCAUGUUGUAUUAGGCUCCAAGAUCAGAACAGUUUAGCGUGCCUAGGCCAUGAAGGCAGGACUCGCACAGUUUUUAAAAAAAAGGCAGGACCCACACAUUCUCUUUCCUCCACUGCUAAUCUCUUGUCCCUCCGUCUCCUCAUGGUGUGUAUAUAAGACACAGUGUGAAGCACACGAAGCAAUGCAAUCCUUAUCAUAGAUAGCAACUAAAAUGGAGACCAUGUCUUAUCCUUGUUCCCCUCUUCUCUCCUUUCCCACACAUGAAGAGAAUAGCUUUUUCCCAUGGUCUCCUCAAGUAGCUCUCCAUGAGAAUGCCACCAUCCAGGUUGAUCAUUCCACUGACCAGCAACAGGACAAUGAGUUCUUGGACACUAUGGACCAAGAUUAUGUUGGCGGUUGGCAUCAUCAAGAUGCUUCUGAUGUUGGUGUGUUCCUCGAUUGUGAUGAGAGGAUUCUGGGCCAAGAGAGUGGCAAUUUGGCGGCCAUCCAAGAGGAGCUCAUGGAGGAGAACAGUUUAACUGAUCUCCUCACCGGUGCAGAGGCGGUUGAGGCGGGGGAUUCAGCACUUGCCUCGGCAGUGUUCUCAAGGCUUGAUGGCCUUCUCCCUGGCAUCCCUGAUAAUGCCUCUGCCAGCUCUUUUGACCGCCUGGCCGACCACUUUGCCCAAGGUCUGCGGUCCCGGAUCUCCAGUGCAAGCGUCAGAUGCUCCCCGCCUGAGCCACUGCCAUCUGAUAGAAUGUCAGCACAACAGAUUAUACAAGAGCUGUCGCCGUUCGCCAAGUUUGCACACUUCACUGCCAAUCAGGCUAUUUUGGACGCCACCAAGGGAGACACAGAUGUGCACGUCGUCGACCUGAACAUUGGUGAGGGAAUCCAGUGGCCAUCAUUCAUGUCAGAUCUUGCCCGUCAUGGUGGCAUAUCAUUCCACCUCACGGUGGUCACAACAGAUGCUGACUACAGAGGCGACAUUCACCAUGAAUCUGCAAGGAGGCUCUCGGAGUUCGCGCACUCCUUGAACCUUCCCUUCCAGUACAGCUCUUUCUGUAUACACAGUGAUGAAGACCUGCAUGCCUUCUCCAAGAGCUGUAAAGGCUCAGUAAUAUUCUCGUGUGACACAACAAGCAUGCCUUACAAAUCCAUGAGCAAGUUACAGACACUCCUACCUGCCUGUGUUAAAAUAUUACGGCCUAAGUUAGUGGUCAUCGUAGAAGAGGAGCUGGUUAGAAUCGGAAAGGAGGCCUCUGUAUGUAACGCCUCCUUUGUCGACUUCUUUUUCGAGGCAUUGCACCAUUUCACCACGGUGUUUGAGUCACUGGGUAGCUGUUUCGGUGGUGCUAACCAGGGGGUGUGCAUGAAACUCGUGGAGAGGGAGAUGGUGGGGCCACGGAUACAGGACUUCGUGGGGCAGUAUGGGUCUGUGACGGUUGAGGCCAGUACUCCUGGGGUUUUGGAAAGGGAGGGCAGAGCUCAGCUUGGCAUGGAGGUUCUGAUUUCAGCAGUCGCAAGUGAUCUUGUAAGCCGUUUUUUCUCUUUCCUAGCACAAAAAAUUGUCGCUCACACAUGUGAGGCGGAGGAUCGUCGAAGGCUGGAACGAGUCUUGCUCAGGAUGAGCACCGUUGCUGACGAAGCAGAGGGGCGGCACAUCACAAAUCGAGGAAUGCUCUUGCAGCUGAAGACACUCAUCGAGGGUCUUGGCAUGGAGGUUCUGAUUUCAGCAGUCACAAGUGAUCUUGUAAGCCGGUUCAUCGCUUUCCUAGCACAAAAAUUUUGCACCCGCACACAUGAGGAGGAUGAUCGCAGAAGGCUAGAGCACAUCUUGCUAAGGAUGAACACCGUUGUUGAGAAAGCAGAGGGGCGGCAGAUCAAAAAUCAAGGAAUGUUUCUGCAGCUGAAGACACUCAUGGAGGGUGUGUAUCUUGGGUACUACAUGCUUGACAUUCUGAAGGUCCAAUCGCUUGGAGAAAAGAGGGUCGAAGAUGAUGAGGUGAGCCACCGGAGCCAAUCCUACGCCGUUUGUACUUUUAACACUGCCAAGCGCCUUUGUUUUGCUUCUGCAAUGAAGAACAAACCAGUAGCAUUUGGUACUGGGAGCACAAUAAAAUUGAAAAGUGUUCUUGAAAGUUUAGAAGCCAAGACUGCGGAUAUGAGAGAGUUUGUCAUCCUCCUCAGCAGCUGCCCUCGCCUUGUUCGCCAGCCAUACAGUACGUAUCUAUACAUGGAUAAUUGUUUGUUUGGCCGCCACAUCGAGAAAGAGAAACUCAUCAACUUCUUGCUGUGCGAGGACAGCCAUGAUUGCACAAAUAUUAGCAUCCUUCCGAUCAUCGGUCCACACUUAACUGGAAAGAAAACUCUCGUGCAACAUGCUUGCAAGGAUGAGAGGGUGCGUGGUCGUUUCUCUAACAUGUUCUUCUUCAAAGGAGAUGAUCUACGGAGAGGAGAAUUUGCAGUGAUAUGCAAGGUAGCCUCGGGGAAGUGCUUGUUUGUUGUUGAUUUUAGCUGGGAUGUGGAUGAAGCAGCUUGGACAAAAUUCCAGUCAUAUUUGCAUAAGUUGCCUGGGAUUAAAAUUUUAAUCAUAGGCAGAGCAGAGCAAAUUGCAGAAUUUAGGACUACUCAACCCAUCAGGAUGAAGUUUUUACACCAGGAAGAGUACUGGUACUAUUUGAAGGCACUGGCCUUUGGAAGCAUGGAUCCUGAUGAGCACCCAAAUCUGGCAUCUGUGGGCAUGAAGCUGGCUACUGAGCUGCAUGGAUCUUUUCUUGCUGCAAAUAUAGUCGGUGGGGUAUUAAGAUCUAAUCCUAAUGCUAAAUUUUGGUGCAACAUGUUAUUGAAAGUAAGAGAGCUAGCACGGACACGCAGUUGCUUUGGUCCGGUUCAUGGCUUUCUGGUUUAUGAUUUGAGAGAGGCUGGCCCUAGGCAAAGUGAGCUGCCAAAACUGUCAUGGCAAGAACUACUAAACGGUGCUGAGAUCACCGGGGCAGACAAGUUUGAUGUGUUGGCAUGGAGAUCCCGGAUUCCUCCUUACCUCGACUACAUAAUUACUUUUCAGAAACGGAAGCCACGUCAUAAAGCCAACAAGAAGAAUUAUCUGGCCCGGAGAUUAGGAUAA